AUAUUAUUAACUCUAAUGCUUCAAUUCAAGAAGAAAUAACUGAUGAAACCGAUCCCACCAGUGAGUUAUCUGUUUUAAAUUACGAAUGUAUAGGAUGUUAUUAUCUUGUUUUGUGACUAUUGCAAUGAAAUGUCUAUUGGAUUUGUUUUCAGUUCCUAUCAUUGAUAUCAAAGAAGAAGAAAUAUCAGACAUGUAUUACAAUGAACCUAUCCAGGUGAAACAAGAAGAAGAAUUUAUCGUUCCGGAUGAAGACGGACCCAUUCAGAUGAAACAAGAAGGGGAGUCCAUUGUACCAGACGAAGACACUAGAGGUCCUGUUUAUCAGACAAAGGAAAUCAAACCAUAUGAUUUGGAAUCUAUGAGUAACAUCAAAUUGAAAGAAUGUGUAACAUCUAAUAAGGCUGAGAAUCCUCAUUUAGUUAAACGAUUCAAGACAGAGGACUUAAUAAAAAUAAUUGAAAAACAUAAAGUCAUAUGGGACAGUGGCCUCGAACAAUACAGCAACAAAAAUUUAAAAAUGGACGCAUGGAAUCAAGUUAUGUUGCAUUUUUUACCCGAUUUUGAAGAAAAGGACGAGGCUAUAAAGAAUGCUGUUGUGACAAUCGUCCAGAAAAAAUGGAAAGGCAUUCGUGCAUGUUAUUCACGUGAGCUGCGGCGAAAAAGAAAUCUGUCAGGUGCCUCUACAGCUAUGAGAAUUAAGCCAUACUUGUACUUUGAGCAACUGCGUUUUUUAGAAACCAAUAGCAAGAAGAUGACCUAUAGUGUAGAGGAUGAGCCGAAUAGCACUUGCAAUGAAGAUAAUGAAGAGGUUACGGGAGUUUCAUCUUCUAUGGAAUUCUCCAAAUCUAAUAGACUAUGUGAAGAUGAUGAACUUAAAGAAAAGAAACUAAAAUCUGAUCCAGAGUUAAUGGAUGAAGACAGACAUUUCUUACUUUCACUCGUUUCCGAAAUAAAAAAAGUUCCUGCAGAAAACAAACUAAAGCUUCGUACUGAAAUUAUUAGAGCUAUUGCUGCUGCUCAAGGUCAGUCGCUAACUUGGCCACCAGUACCGUUUGGAAGAGGUAUAUCUUCAGGCCCACCAUUCCAUUCAGGGGCAUCUCUACCGAUGUCAGGGCAUGGUGACCCAUUGCAAAAUCAAUUUUACUCACAGCUUCAAAAUUACCAAACUAAUAACCCCACUUCACCUAAUUCAGAAACACAAGCAGUGGGAUCACCAGCAGAGUCGGAAAUUACCGAAACUAGUGAUGUCUAAUUAUAAUCAUAUUGAUAAAAGUGUAUCUGUUUUUAUUUAAAAAUAAAUAUCAAGUGAAAGGUUUUGAAUUUUUUUAUUACAACGUGGCACCUAAACGUAGGGGUUCACAAAAUAUUACGACUUUCUUUGAAAGUUGCGCAAGUCCAUUUUAUAUUAAAUUAAGAGUUUAUAUUUAAACCUAACUCCAGUACUGGCUCAAGGGAUAAUAUAUGCUGAUGAUAUUGUAAUGAAAUGAAAGAUAAUUUUAUCCUUGGACUGAAGUCUCCUUAGAGUUCAAAAAAUAUGUACAUUAGUCUAGCAUGUAGAUAUAAUACAUGUAUACAAAAACUACUAAGAAAAAUAUAAGUAUAUAUAAAAAAAAAAUACUAAGCAAAAUACAAAUAUAUACAGGAAUUAGUGAAAGAGAAAAAAAAAAAGAGUGUAUAAAUAAAAAUAAAAUAGCUGCUAUCAAUUAACUGCCUGUGAUCAGCGUACUUGUAUAACAAAUUCUUACAAGCUUGUGGUAGUUUGAAUUUGUUGUAGGUAGUAGAACAGGAGUUGU
This is a messenger RNA of Nezara viridula (southern green stink bug), 1793 nucleotides long. The record is from the annotation of a GenBank genome assembly. NCBI's taxonomy places the organism in Eukaryota, Metazoa, Arthropoda, Insecta, Hemiptera, Pentatomidae.